Corythoichthys intestinalis (scribbled pipefish) is the source of this 591-nucleotide messenger RNA. It is a transcript of the gene ndufa11, whose product is annotated as NADH:ubiquinone oxidoreductase subunit A11. Gene Ontology annotation, biological process: mitochondrial respiratory chain complex I assembly. The coding region runs from base 87 to 494 and encodes 135 amino acids. The transcript has 4 exons. The record is from RefSeq and is a predicted model, not a curated record. Lineage: Eukaryota; Metazoa; Chordata; Actinopteri; Syngnathiformes; Syngnathidae.
UUCUGCGUGGAGCUCUUUGCUGUCUGUUGCGAGAGGUAGCCCCGCUCCGUCGACAGGUAGCUUGUUUGUCCUUGCUAGCGUGAGCAAUGGGCUACUGGGACAUCCCCGAGGGCACGGACUGCCUGCAAAAAACAUGGAUAACCACCAAACUGGCCACGACUCUAGGCUUGGUGGGCUCGGCCUAUCACAUCGUAGCGUUCCAGCCUGAUACGGCGGCGGAAGCUUUUCGGCGAGCCGGCAACGUCACGGUGACCAUGGCCGCCAUGGGAGCCAUCUUCGGUAUGGGUACGUGCCUGACCGCUCAGGCCCGAGAGGUUCCGGACGAUCCGCUCAAUUACUUCGUGGGCGGCUGCGCUUCCGGUAUCUUCAUGGGCGUCAAGACUCACAGCGCCACCACCGGCACGUCGGCGUGCCUGGCGCUGGGCGCGCUGGGCUACUUGGGCAAAGUGGCCAAAGUGGAGAAAUGGCGACUGAUAGGACCUCCGGAACUGUGACCGCCGCCGUUCGAACUUGUGUAAAUGUCGUCUGUCAUAAAGUAAUAAAGUUGCGUUGUAAAGAAGAAAAAAAUUGUCGAACUUUGUUGCCAAACGA